Molecule: messenger RNA, 2482 nt
Organism: Gallus gallus (chicken)
Lineage: Eukaryota; Metazoa; Chordata; Aves; Galliformes; Phasianidae
Gene: ITPRIP4K1
Product: inositol 1,4,5-trisphosphate receptor-interacting protein-like 1
Exons: 2
Coding region: 229-1857 (542 amino acids)
Cellular component (GO): membrane
Source: RefSeq, a predicted model, not a curated record
GCUGUCACAUGCUUUGUAAAGAGCAUCCCCAGGAGCUCUGCCCAGAGAGAUAUGCCUCCAAACUGUGGCAGUACCGUGGCUGUGGCCACCUUGCGCAGCUGAGAGCGAAGGGCUGAAGGGUGAGGUCAGGCUGCCCACUGUGACAUCAGCAAGGAUGUCACAAUGCAGGGGAUGGUUUUAGGGCCGUCAGCAGGCAGUGCUGCUUCACUUUGGCCUGGGCCAUAGAUCAUGGCUUUGGUGUUGGUUCUCGCCUUGUUGGUGAGGGCGCUAAUUGUCAGUGGCAGUGACCAUGCGGUCAUGCUUGAGCGCGUGCAGCAGCACGAGAAAGAGCAGAGGAACGGGGAGCAGAGCUGGGUGGACAUGUCGGCUCUGCUCUUUACUCUGCUGCAUUACUGGAAGAUCUGGUUCUGUACGGGACUGUUUGUCUUCCUCUUUUGGAAUAUGUGGCGGUCCCUAAAAAGGAAGCAGCAUGAGGAAGGGGGACAGCAGGAACAGCAAGAACGGGAGGAACAGGUGGAAGAGGUGGAACGUGAGGAACAGCAGGAGCAAGUGGAAGAGGAGGAACAGCUGGAACGGGUGGAAGAGCUGGAACAGGAGGAUCAGGUGGAACAUGUGGAACAGGAGGAACAGGAGGAACGGGAGGAUCAGGGGGAACAGGUGCAGCAGGAGGAACAGGUGGAAGAGGUAGAACAGGAGGACGAGGAGGAAGAAUACUUCCAUCAUUCAGCACUGACCAGAUACAUUGCACGGCGUGCCUGGGAAAAGAUGCAAGGAAAGGCCACCAAGUGCGUGCUGGUGGAGGAGCUGAUGAGCGACCUGCUGCAGACCUACACAUUUGUCUGUUCAAACAGCUUCUACCCGGUGCUGCAGCCUGCCAUUGGGGUGGGCAGCGCCUUUGAAGGCUGGAGUCCCUGUGAGGAGGACAUUGUGUACCGCCUGCUCGUGCCCAUUAAGGCCCCCCAUGGGCACGUCUUCCACCCGGAGCUGGGUGAGGAAGGGGAGGUGCUGGCAAGGAACUCCCGCAUCCGUGUGGAGCUGGUGUGCAUGUGCACAAGGGAGCAGCAGCUGGGGGACGUGCUGUGCUUCCUCCACCACUCUGAGGAGGAGCUGAGCCAAAAUCAGCAGCCCAGCCUCCUACAGACGCUCUGCACCGGCUCCUACCUGGAUGUGCAGAAAACUGCCGCCUGGUUCAACAAGCAGGUACCAAGAACCUGGAGGCUCACGCACCGGGCACACCGUUACGGCCUUAAGGUGCUGCCCUCCAGCCGCUCCUGCAAGCUCCAGGUGACAGACACCUCCAGCGGGGAAAAAGUCCACGUUGAGCUGCUGUUCGGGGUGCAGCAAGGCAACCUGGACAUCUUCCUGAGCAGCCAGAACGCAGAGGCCGUCUUUACGCCCAGCACAACAUGGCCGCAGAGCUGCGCUGUGGCGGAAAGGAAGUACUUCGAGUACGUGGCCAGGACCGCUGGACCCAACAGCUGCCACCUGGUCUGCCUGAGGCUCUUUGCUCACAUCCUGGUGGGCAUGGGCUUUUCCACCUACGCCAUCAAGACUCUUCUCCUCCACCUCCUAGCCAUCAUCCCUUUGGAGGACUGGCGCAGGAGGCAUUUCCUGAGCCGGCUGGAGAAUCUCCUGCAGUACCUGCAAUACUGCCUGAACGAUAAAGUCCUGAACCACUUCCUCCUUGGCAACGCGACCAUGCCUGACGAGGUUGUCCUGCCGCAGGCCUUCCAAACAGCCAGCCCGCUCAACCUCUUCCAGCACCUGGAGCAGGACCCGGACGCCCACUCCCGGGUGCUGCGUGACUUCAAGGAGCUGAAAGAUCGCCUCUUCAGACUGCUGCUGUUUGGACGCUGAAAGAGGCGUUUGUCAGAACCCUCCUUUCUUGGGCUCAAAGCUCACAUGCUGUGAGCAAUAAGACUCUGAGCUAUCUAGGAGGCCAGAGGUGGGUGUUGCCGUGUGGCAGUCAGCAUCAGGUUGUGGGCAGUUUACAUCCAAAAGGAUUUCUUUGGAGAGAGUUUGCCGGCUAAAGAUCUGGGCUGAGACCAAAUGACUCCAGCUUGGUACAGGAGAUUUGGGAAUAGUACCAUUGUAUCCUGUGAAGGCAAGACGCAAGUGGGCACCUCCCUGCUCCCUCUUAUCUGCUGGCAAGGCCCAGAAGAUGGGAACAAAAGGAAGAAGCUGUCACUCCAAAGACAGCCAACUCGGCCACUCUGGACUUACAUUAAUAAGGCUGUCCUGUCCUUGGAAAAAGUCAUCCUUGUCGUCGUCAAGCCAACAACAACCUCCGACGACCCAUCUCUACGGAAGGUCAGCAUCGGAACUACGAGCUAUGCUGGAAACCCGGUGGUGGCUAAUUCUCUCUUGCUUUCUACAGAGACUCUUUGCUUUUAUUUCCAAUCUCUUUUCUAUCGCCCGACUUCCCUUGCCCAUCUCCCUAAACAACUAGGAUUUGUAAUAAAGUGGUCGGGCUAACAUUUCA